Molecule: messenger RNA, 1056 nt
Organism: Lecanosticta acicola
Lineage: Eukaryota; Fungi; Ascomycota; Dothideomycetes; Mycosphaerellales; Mycosphaerellaceae
Source: the annotation of a GenBank genome assembly
AUGGAGACUCUGGCGGCGACCGCCAACUACACCGCGCCGCAUGCGCAGACGUCGCAUCUCCGGGAAUCGCGCAGUCGCAAUCUCCCCGCAGUCAACCACCAUAAUAAGAAUGCGACGCGUCCAUUCGGCGACGUGCAACCCGUCCUGUCCGCUCCCGCUUCCCAGGAAUCGUUCGUGAGCGUGCAGAGUGCCGGCAGCAGCGUCGCCCUGCCCAAGUUGCAGGCUAGCGACAGCAAUCUGUCGCAACUGACCAGCUACACCGAUACCGACCCGACGUCGCCGUCAUCCUCUGCCGCAUCCAAGCUCGCUCAAGAUGCAGCCCAUACAUCCACCACCCAAUCGCAAAUACCACGUCAAAGAACCCCAGAACAUGCAGUGCGAAUGCCCUACCCCAACGGCGACAACGCUCUGACCAGUCCCAUGAGCAUCACCUCUCCGGCAACGACGAACGGGGCAAAGAGGACCGCCAGCGGCCAUGUCAAGAACACACCUAGUCUCUCAAAUACACCAUACACGUCCCAUCUUCCCGGCCGAGACUCGCGCCGCGACUCGAUUUCCUCCUCAGGCAGCAGAGCUGGCGAGCUUGCGGCGACCCUCAAGACACGCCUUGGAUAUGCCAUGGCCAAAGUUCAGCACGGAUGGGAGCACAAGACACUACCGGAAGUCGAACAACUUGCUGCGCAGAGAGCUCGAAGUAACCGACACAGCAUGUCGCAUCUUGACCAGCACCGCCCUGGCACUAGCGGGCUCAGCAUCGAGACCGCGAGAAUGUCCAUGUACGAGAACGAUCUACAUCGCGAACGACUAGAUGCCGUCGGACCUCCACCUUCGAAGCGGCAUUCUGGUAACUAUGGUGGACUAGUCCAGUCCGCUUCUUAUUCACUGCAUUCUAAUGGCGCGGCUCCACGCCUUCAACCGCCGGCAGACAUCAGGUACGAUAGAAUGCAAGCCAUCUCCUAUGCCCCUCGUCACAGCCACUAUCAGGAGCAUUUCACCUUCUACGCCCCGUUCAAUGAUGUCGAUGCGCCCCUCACUGAACGGGGCAUAGACCUUUGA